UUCAAAAAAAAUGUGUAGAAUCAUUAUUCCCCAGCCUAAUAGCAAACACCUGACCGAUAUUUUCUCCUUUUCCGGCCAAAAAAGUUAUCUUCUCUUUCACUUCCGACCAACCACCGUUUCUUCCUUUCAUUAGAUAACAGCAGAGAUUCUCGAGAUCCGUCCAAUUACCGCCGCAAGCCACCAUUUCCAAUUCCAGCAAUUUCCGCUCAUUUCGGACGCCGUCGACCUCAACCCCUCGAGCCUGUCUCAAGUGGAUUGUGUCUCGGUUGAGCAGCAUGGAUAAGGAUCAUCGUACAUUUAAAGAGGGGCAAGUUGUCGAGUUAAAAUCCUUUGAAAAAGGUUAUCGUGGUGCAUGGUUCCGUUGCAAGAUUAAGGGAAUUCGCACUAGAGUUGGUGAAUUAGAGCAUUGCUUGGAAUACUGUGAUUUUCAGGAUGAAACGGUGCGAUGGACAAAAAUAUAUCGAAGGCUACAUAAACGUGUGGAUCCAACCUUGAUGAUUCGUCCGCAAUAUCCUCCUUUUUAUUAUGAAAGUAAAAUGUCUGAUAUCGAUUGCACCUCUGAAGAGAUCAUCGUUGUAAAUGAUGUUUGGAAGGUGGGAGAUUUAGUGGAUUGGUGGAAGGAUGGUUGUUAUUGGUCUGGAAGAUUAAAUAAAAAAUUAGGGCCUAAGAAAUUCCAGCUCCUGUUGUUUCCAAAACCUAUUGGUGAAGAGUUAUCUUAUGUAAUAUGUUGCAAAGACUUGCGCCCUUCCUUGGAUUGGUCUCCUCAGCAUGGCUGGAAAGUGCCUGAAAAUGAAGACCAUCUCACAUGUGCUCGGCUAGUUAAACCUGCAAAUCUAGUGGCAGGGGGCUCUGUUAAUAUGACACUUCAUGAGAAGAGAAAAAACUGUGCUGCCUCAGUUUCUUCUAAUGUUUCAGCCAGUCAUUUGCUACCUCCGGACAAAUCAGAGCCAAUUGCUAAACGCCUUUUGAGAGCGUCUCCGGACAAGUCAGAGAAAAUUGCUAAAUGUCUUUUGGUAACUAAAGCCACUGCUUGCAUGGAGAGACAACGAGUGGAGGGGGCUACUGCAUGCAUGGAGAAAAAAACAGCAACUGUAUACGUAGAGACAAAACCAGUGGAGAGCAGUACCACAUGCAUCAAUACACAUGGAGUGGAGAUAAAUAAGGACUUGCAUGCUCAAGUUGGUGAUAUUGGUAAAAUUAACCCAGUUACUGAUUCAAGUUUAUGCUUAGGAGGUGCAUCAGCUGAACUGACAAAAAAUACAGUUGUAAAAGACGGUCACCAUGGCAAUGAUCCAUCCAAGAAGAUGAGAACUGAUAGAAGCAUUACAUUGAAUUCCAUAUCGUCUGAUACAAUAGAAGCGACUAUUGUGGAUUUGGAGGACCUGGUAAACCGGAUACAAUGGAUGAAGAAUAUCUUGAAGUUUGGGUUGCCUUUGCCAGAUGUUGUACCGCCGCCUUGGGAAUUUGUGGAAGACCGGCCUUUUUCCAUGCAAAAAGAAGUUCUUUUUGGAAAGAAUCUGAAUGGAUGAAUAUUAGAGCCAAGCUCCCAUCUCUGCAACUAUACUCGUGCUUUAGCACUCUUGUUAUCUUGAAGCCAUGAAAUGAUAAACUAAUUUUGUCAAUGUUCUAUUCCGAAAAUAUUAACAAAAAGCAUUGUUGAUAGGGGUCUAUGGAUGCAGCAUGAUCCUUGACAGACAUACCUGUUGUGACCAGCUUUUGAAAGACAUAUAUAUUUUCACCUGAUGGUGUUUGGUAAAAUUCACUUACUGUUUAUGAUAUGUAUGCAUUGAUUACAAGCAAGACCUUGAGUUUUACUGGAAAACUCAAAUUCUUGGGACAUUAUCGCAUCACUUGAUGCAUCGAUGAGUAUUUCUUCCUUGUAGGGAUAGAAUGUGUGUAAAAGCUUCCGGGUCAUGAUAUGUUGUUGUAAAUAGAACGUGCUAAGUACCAUGUUCGGAAUUGCAUACAGAUAUUGUACUAUUACUGUCCAUGAGAUACAUGUAUAUUUCUUAUAGGGAAAGAAUUUCAUCUA
This is a messenger RNA of Mercurialis annua (annual mercury), 2032 nucleotides long. RefSeq lists its product as uncharacterized. The transcript has 9 exons. The record is from RefSeq and is a predicted model, not a curated record. NCBI's taxonomy places the organism in Eukaryota, Viridiplantae, Streptophyta, Magnoliopsida, Malpighiales, Euphorbiaceae. Bases 276 to 1529 code for a protein of 417 amino acids.